GGUCAUGGUGCUUCGACCCGCCCUCGGCGAGCACCAAGUGCGGGAGAGUCAAUCCGUCAGAGUGGAAGUCGCGUAAGAAGCAUGGCGAUAUUGCUGUUGUCGUCGUCUCUCGCAAUUUCCCCAGGUUUCGUCGUAUGCGGCCUCGAGGUGGCUUGCUUUAAGAACACCUUGACAAUGUGCUAAUGCAGUCGCUGGUGGUCUUCCUCUUACGUUUCGUCACGCUUGUGCGGCAAGCAAGAAAGCGGUUGGUGAACCUGCGUGUUGUUCCUCCGGAAUCAAGGCUCUUGAGGGAGCCGCCUCCAGAUAUUUGAAUUCGUGCUUAUCGCUUUGAGCGCACAUCAUUCUCUGUUUCUCUGUUUGCGUCGUUGCAUACAGCGCUCGGCCGUUGCAGUGGUGGUGAGGAGGAGGAAGAGUAGGAGGAGGAGUAGGAGGAGGAGAAUUGAGUAGUUAGGUGGUCGUUCUUCUGUUCGGAGGGUCGCUCUCAGGGAGAGUUCAGUCAUGUCUGCGGUUUACCGUGAAAUUGAGUUCAACAUUUUCUCAGCUCAAGAUUUGCGAAAUGUGCGAAUCUUAGGAGGGAAAAUGAGCCCGUAUGUGGUGGCCUGGAUUCAUCCCGAUUUGAAGGCGUACAGCCCCGCCGACGUCAAAGGUGGCCCGAAUCCCAAAUGGAAUGCGGAUAUAGUUGUUUUUUGUGACGAGGCUUUACUGGACCGUCCUCAUGAUGCAGUUGUCAAUCUGGAGCUCCACGACGCUGGUGGCAGCUCGAACAGGCUUAUCGGUUCCGUUUCAUUCCCUUUGUCCGACCUGCCUGGAAAUAUUUUUAUGAACCACAAGGAACAUAGCGACCCAGUGUUCUUAAACUUGCCGGUACGAAGACCCUCUGGACGGGAACAAGGAGUGUUGAACUUCUCCAUGAGAUUAGGAGGAGUGUCACAGAAGUCACUCCCACCGGAAGCACGCUAUGAGGUUGGCCAGCAGCCUUUAAACAACGAAGGUAUGGACAACGGGCUCGGUUGUUGCGGCAUUCCUACACAUUUUUAUAAAGAACAGUAUGAUGUACAUCUUCAAGAUGGCAGAAAUGUAAUCGCACAUUGAUUAUGCGAACAGGAAUCUAUAGCCAUUCAAUGAAGUGUAAAAAUUCAUGUACAGAUUUAUUUUUCUCCAUGAGGGAAAUGUCAGCGUAGAUGCUCGUGAGAAAACGACUGUGCUCUUGAAAGGUAGCCUCUUUAUUUUCUAGUUAAGUAUGGUCAUAUUUACCGUUGGGACAUCACUUGCGACAUUUUCAAUGGAAUUGAUCUGGGUAGAGCAAUUCUCCAGAAGUCAUGAAUAUUGCUAAUGUACAUGAUGUUGACCAUCAACAUGAGUAACGAAAACGCUGUCAAAUUCGCAGCCGCAGCAAAUGCCAUUUAGCUAUUUCGCUA
Physcomitrium patens is the source of this 1418-nucleotide messenger RNA. RefSeq names its product protein SRC2 homolog. Lineage: Eukaryota; Viridiplantae; Streptophyta; Bryopsida; Funariales; Funariaceae. Gene Ontology annotation, biological process: defense response. The record is from RefSeq and is a predicted model, not a curated record.